Mesitornis unicolor (brown roatelo) is the source of this 1185-nucleotide messenger RNA. Its product is annotated as metalloprotease TIKI1-like. Bases 1 to 1185 code for a protein of 394 amino acids. Gene Ontology annotation, cellular component: membrane. The record is from RefSeq and is a predicted model, not a curated record. Lineage: Eukaryota; Metazoa; Chordata; Aves; Mesitornithiformes; Mesitornithidae. The transcript is spliced from 7 exons. Gene Ontology annotation, molecular function: metalloendopeptidase activity. Gene Ontology annotation, biological process: negative regulation of Wnt signaling pathway.
AUGGCCGCUGUGGUGGUCAUCCUCAUGGGGUGUGCGUACCUCAGGCAGGAGGCAGCUAGAGCCACAGGUCUCUCUGAGCCAGGCCCUGAGGCCCACUCUCUCUGUGAGAGCCACGCUGUGCUGCAGGUGGGGAAGCAGCAACACCUGGAGGACAAACCUCUGCUGAUCUCCUCCCUCUCCGCUAACGAGACAGGCUCCCUGGGAGUAGGAGUUGUGGUAGCCAUCCUGGUUCAGCUUGAGGAGAAGAGAAUGGGCAUGCUUGCCUUCCCAGGUGAACGCCAAGGAGGAGGAGCAAAGGCAGCAGCAGCCCCUGUGCCUGUGGAGGCAGUGGUCUUUGCUUUGAAUCAGACUCUCUUGCAGCAGGAGAGCCUCCGAGCAGGCAGUUUCCAGAUCCCCUAUACGACAGAAGACCUUAUCAAGCAUUACAACUGUGGGGACCUCAGCUCCAUCAUCUUCAACCAUGACACUUCUCAAGUCCCAAAUUUCAUUAAUGCUACACUUCCAGCCCAUGAACGUAUUACUGCCCAAGAGAUAGACAGCUACUUCCGUCAGGAGCUCAUCUACAAGCGAAAUGAGCGAAUGGGCAGGAGGGUGAAGGACCUGCUGGACGAGUACCCAGACAAAAGUUUCUUCUUUGCAUUUGGAGCUGGUCACUUCAUGGGCAACAACACAGUGAUUGAUGUUUUGAGGAGAGAAGGGUACGAGGUAGAACACACCCCAGCUGGACAAGCCAUCAACAACAGAAAACCUCCCAAAACCUUGCUAGCCUUUUCAUCAUCAUCACCAGUACACAGCACCUAUGUCGUGUCCCAGGAGCUCCCACUGUCGUUGCACCUCCAGAAGGAGAAGGAGGAGGAAGAAGAGUUCCUGCCUCACCUGCUGCUCCCUGACAGCAUCGACAUGAUGGAGAAGGCAGACAGGAAGUACAAAAGGAAGAAGAAGAAGCAGCAGAAGAAGCAAAGACUGCGGCAGUUUAAUGACCUCUGGGUUCGCCUUGAAGAAAGUGCCACCGACCCUCCUCCACGGAUCCGCAUCAUUAAUGGCUACAUCACAGUCGAACCCCAGCCCCGGGGCCGUGGGCGGUCGAGUCAUGCUCAUGCAGACACCAGCAGUGCUCACCAGCUUUCCCAUUCUCUCUUCCUCCCACUACUGACUUUGACUUUAUAUAUGACGAGGCUGCAUUGA